CGAUUGAAAUAUUGACUCUAGUGGAUAUUUUGUUGUUAAUAGGGUUUGUUCUCCCUAAUUGCUUGAAGCAUGUUUGUUAAGAAGUUACCAAAAAUUGUGUUAAGUAAUACAUCAGCACGAUCGUACUGUGUACCAGUAGUAAAUAUUUUUGACAGAAAUGUGAAGCGACUACAAAGAGAACGAGCUGCUAAACGUGAUGAUGUUGAACUAUAUGAUUAUAUUAAGGAAGAAGUUGGGUUCCGACUGUCCGAUCGGAUUUUCGACGUGCAACGAAAGUUCAAAAAUGCUGUUGACUUGGGUGCUGGCCGCGGUUUUGUUACAAACAACGUGCUUGCAGAAUCCGUUGAGAAAUUGACCGUCAUUGACAUGAGCCCAACGAUGCUGUCUCAAGUGAAAGGAACUCCUGGACUUAAUUUCAAUACACACGAAAUGGAUGAAGAACAAUUCGAUUUUAAGAAGGAAAGUCUUGAUUUGGUUGUUUCCAGUUUAAGUUUGCAUUGGAUAAACGAUUUGCCAGCAUGUUUCCGAGCUAUAAAUAACGCCUUGGUCCCAGAUGGAGUCUUCAUGGGUGCUAUGUUUGGAGGAGAAACUCUAUUCGAACUGAGAUCUUCACUACAAUUAGCUGAACAAGAAAGAAAAGGUGGUCUGUCUCCACAUAUAUCUCCGUUUGCAAAAAUCAGAGACGUAGGCAUGCUGCUGAAUCGGACGAACUUCACUAUGCUGACCAUCGACACUGACGAGAUUGUAGUGGGGUAUCCGUCGAUGUUUGAACUGAUGAGUGACCUGAAGGGAAUGGCAGAAAACAAUGCUGCCUUCAGUCGACCGUUGAACCUAAACCGCGACGUAAUUUUGGCGGCUGCCGCCAUAUAUCAGGAUAUGUACGGAAGCGACGACAAAAUUACUGCUACUUUUCAGGUGAUUUAUUUUGUCGGUUGGAAACCAAGCCCUACUCAACCAAAGCCACUAGAACGGGGAUCUGCUGACGUUUCGUUGAAGGAUUUAGCAAGCAUUGUUGGACCGAAAAGCGUGAAAAGCAAAUAGUAUUGAAAAUUUUUGACUUUA
This is a messenger RNA of Malaya genurostris, 1062 nucleotides long. RefSeq names its product arginine-hydroxylase NDUFAF5, mitochondrial. Gene Ontology annotation, molecular function: S-adenosylmethionine-dependent methyltransferase activity. Gene Ontology annotation, biological process: mitochondrial respiratory chain complex I assembly. Lineage: Eukaryota; Metazoa; Arthropoda; Insecta; Diptera; Culicidae. Bases 70 to 1041 code for a protein of 323 amino acids. Gene Ontology annotation, cellular component: mitochondrion. The record is from RefSeq and is a predicted model, not a curated record. The transcript is spliced from 2 exons.